Tigriopus californicus is the source of this 1124-nucleotide messenger RNA. It is a transcript of the gene Mtch, whose product is annotated as mitochondrial carrier homolog 2-like. The record is from RefSeq and is a predicted model, not a curated record. Lineage: Eukaryota; Metazoa; Arthropoda; Copepoda; Harpacticoida; Harpacticidae.
CCCACCUUCAUCACUCGUCAACCUUCACCAUGAGUGUCGCGGCUGAAGAAUCCGACUGGCCAGCCUCGUUCCACGAUCCCUACGUGCACGCAGCCUUGAAAGCCGGUGUGGUGGCCUUGCUCCACCCAAUGGAUUAUGCUAAAACUCUUAUUCAGCUGGGACAUGAGCCGUUAAAACCCGUUAACACCACCACCUUUUUGGGUCAUCCCAAGCUCAUGUAUCCAUCCAUUUUUGCCUACAUUGGCCACAUUCGCCGGCGUGAUGGGCUGGUGGGCUUGUACGCGGGAUUAGGCCCGCGUGUCGUCUCCAUGGGAUUGAGCGCCUUUACCGGCGAGUAUUUCGCGCAACGCUGGCCGGCAUUGCCUACUGUGGACGAGGAAGAAAAGAAAAAAGGCAGGCCUUUGAGUGAGCAGGAGCUGCAGGAUCGGUUGGUGCAGACCAUUUGGCGCGAUGCGACGCUGAAGGUGACCUGCUCGCUGGUGACCCAUCCGUUGCAGGUGAUGGCUGUGCGCACCAUGGCGCAGUUUGUGGGCCACGAGAGCAAGUAUAAGGGACUGAUGAAUGCGUUUUAUGAGGUGAUCAGCGAAAAUGGAUUCAUUGGGUUUUGGGCCGGCUGGGUGCCUCGUGCCAUUGGUGAAGUGUGCAUGGUUGCUAUUUCUUACUCGAUGACCUAUGCCAUCAACAAGUACAUUCUCUCGGAUAAGGAGAUGCAGAAGCUAACUGGGCACGUUUCGGAAUUUCUCACCUCCUCUCUUGUGUAUCCCUUUACCGUUGUGAGCAAUGUCAUGAUCGUUUCCAAAUCUGGUUUGGCUGCCGGAUAUCCGCCCUUUAUGCCUCUGUAUUCGGAUUGGUUGGAUUGCUUUAGGCACCUCAACAGUCAGAAGCAACUCAAACGAGGGUCCAAGAUGAUCUUCCGAUACUACACCGGACCCCAGCAGAUUGUGGGCAACAAAGUGUUCCCUGUGGAUGCAAAUAUGUUCAUGAGCAAAAAUCAGUAAUCAUUCACUCAAAUCACAAUGAUCCGUAGGGUGCAAGUUUAUUCAGGAUGCCUUAUUACCUGUACAUGCAGUCCUCUUUAUGUAUCACGUAAAGCUAUUAUAUAUAUACAUGUAUGUUCCCCUAAA